AUGAAGCUGUUCAGCUACAUCGUCCCUGUGCUCGGCGCGAAGCUCGCGAGUGCAAGCACGGGGUUCUUGACCCAGGUUGACGCGCGCACUUGGACCUUUGGGAACGAUUUGUGGAAUGUAACCCAAGGCUCAGUCUAUGCGAACAAGGCAUACUACAAGGGCCAAGAGCUUGUCGGCUCUGCCGUGGGGCAUUACGCGGGCUACGAUGGAGAGAAGAACUUCGAGUGGACGUCUGCAACUAUAGCUGCCGAAGGAGACGACUUCAUCGACGUUAGCUUCUCGUCCACCGUUGGAGACCUGCACUGGGUAGUGUUCGACGGUCUUGCCGGGUCAUACCAGUAUCUUGUGAAUCGCGGUCUCCCGGAUUUGAGUAUUGUCAGGACCCUCUGGAGGCUUGACCCGGAGCUGUUCCUCAAUGGGAGGACGUACCUGAGAGAUCAGCCGCUGCCCGACUUCGCUCUCUAUGCGAACGCCACCAAGGUGCAGGAUGAAACGUGGGAGCUGGCAGAUGGCACAUUCAUCACCAAGUACGACUUUUCUGAUUACGUACGAGACCGUGAUUUCUACGGUAUCUAUGGCCCAAAGGUGGGCUCGUGGUACAUCCACCCGGGGAGAGAUUACUAUAACUCGAAUCAAUUGAGUCAAACGUUGACGGUCCAUCGGGAGUCAGCUACGGGCGACUCAGUGCAGCUCAAUGUGGUCCAGGACACAUCGCACUUCCGGCUAGGCAGCGCAACACCUCAACCCAAGGGAAAAAUAUGGGGCCCCUGGCUUUGGUAUCUUAAUGAUGGUUCCGUUGAAGAUGUUGAAAGACAACGACAACUCGAGCUCCAAAACUGGCCAUACUCCUGGCUGAACGACACUGCAUAUCAAAGUCGCGGCGAGUUGGUUGGCUUGCUGAAGCUUUCGGAUGGUCGCCCGGCUUCCGGGGCAGCUGUCUACCUAGGCGAUGUCAACGCCACCACGAGGCCGCUUGUUCAGGGAAGCAACUACUACUAUACGACAUACGCUAAUGAGAAUGGGGAGUUCUCCUUCGCGGAUGUUCGGACUGGUGACUAUGCUCUAUACGCCUGGUCAAACGGCGGUGUCUUGGCAGAUGUCUACUCGAACUUCUCAAGGAGCGCUGUGUCGAUCUCCGAGGUCAAGAAGUUAGAUCUUGGUUCCCUGACUUGGGCCAUUCCAGAGGGACGCCGACCCAUCUUUCAGAUUGGAGACUUUGACAAGAAGGCUUUGGGUUUUACGAACGGUGGACCUCCGUACCAGCACGGGGUUGCUGACCAGAGUCCAGCCAACCUGACUUACACAAUCGGCGUUUCGAACGCGUCGGAUUGGUACUACGCGCAGUCGCUCAUCGGAACGUGGACGAUCGAGUUUGAAUUGAGUGCGCUCGAUAUCUCAAGCCAUGCUAACAGCACCGCUGUCUUGAGCAUCUCGUUAGCUGGCUACUCGCAGAGUGCCGCGCUUGACCUUGAUAUCAAUGGACAGCACCUCGCCACUUGGAGCAAGGACACUCUUGCCAGUGAUCCAGCUCUUUAUCGCUCAGGGAAGACUAGCGGGGAAUGGCGGUUCUUCCAGUACGAGGUCAACAGCGGCGUGCUUCACGAAGGGACAAACACCGUAGGAUUCACAGUGACGAGAUAUACUCAGUGGAGAGGUUUCAUGUGGGAUAGCGUUAUUCUUGAAUGGGCGUAA
Molecule: messenger RNA, 1692 nt
Organism: Neoarthrinium moseri
Lineage: Eukaryota; Fungi; Ascomycota; Sordariomycetes; Amphisphaeriales; Apiosporaceae
Exons: 4
Coding region: 1-1692 (563 amino acids)
Biological process (GO): carbohydrate metabolic process
Molecular function (GO): catalytic activity; carbohydrate binding
Source: RefSeq, a predicted model, not a curated record